AUGAAUAAAAAUUCAACAAGGAGGAGGUAUGGGAGUUUCUUGAUAAAAGUAACAAAUCUGAAUAUGAAGACAAAGAAGUGGAUGGAAACGAGAGUGACAAAACCUGUUUAUUGCAAGGAUGACUUUUUUGAUUCACUUUCUUGCAAUCCCCUUUAUCGCGAGUCUGGGAGAGGAAAGGUGAAGUUAGCUGAACAAAGGAGAUUAGAUACUGAGACAUUUGGUGAGUUUCAAAGGCAUCAACUUGGUUGUAGCAUCCAUGGUCCAGGCAGGGUAGGACGAUCAAGGGGCUCCUAUCGUGGAAGGGGUUAUGGCCAUGCAGAACGGGGCCGUGGGCGGACUGUUUGGUGUCGUGUCACUUAG
Ilex paraguariensis (yerba mate) is the source of this 360-nucleotide messenger RNA. NCBI's taxonomy places the organism in Eukaryota, Viridiplantae, Streptophyta, Magnoliopsida, Aquifoliales, Aquifoliaceae. The record is from the annotation of a GenBank genome assembly.